Molecule: messenger RNA, 4355 nt
Organism: Pogonomyrmex barbatus (red harvester ant)
Lineage: Eukaryota; Metazoa; Arthropoda; Insecta; Hymenoptera; Formicidae
Product: condensin-2 complex subunit D3-L
Biological process (GO): mitotic chromosome condensation; meiotic chromosome condensation
Cellular component (GO): condensed chromosome, centromeric region; condensin complex
Molecular function (GO): histone binding
Source: RefSeq, a predicted model, not a curated record
UAAUACGCUAUAUAUAUAUAUGUAUAGAAGAUGAAUAAACACACGACUUAAGAUGAACGGAUGAUUGGUCAUUCAGUUUCCCGCUCAUACAUCAUUAUACAUGGACGUGGCUCGUCUCGCGCAUUUCGUUUCGAUAAACGAAAUGUUCCCCGAUAAAUUUCUCAAGACAUCCGCGAGCCACUCGUACCGACGAAGCGGGAGCGUAAAGUCAUUAUCGAUGCGCAUACAGAAAAUGAUAACCUGAAACCCCGCCGAGCCCCUAUCGGUGGCGAUAAGUGGAGGUUAUGUUUACAUCCGCGGAUGCCGCGCUUUGUAAGACGCGGAUGAUAGCAGCCGCUGCGUUUUGAAGCGUGAGUUCGUCACGGCGCGCCAUGGAGUCGUUGCGCGUGUUCCAGAGCUUUCAGCUGGACGUCCUCGGCGAGGACUGGGUCAAGUCGAUCUGGGAUGCCGAGUUCAUCGUCUACGACGAGCCAUCCGACGGGUGUCUCGAGUACCUGGCAAGCGAGGACGCGAGGCUGCUGCUGCACGAGUCCCGUCUCGUCCUGAAGGCAUGGCUCACCGCGAACGAGCGCGAGCCAGCUUCCGAGUUCUCGUGGCAGGCUCUGAUGAUCCUGGACAUCAACGUGCGCGGUCUACUUGCCAUGUUGGGUUACGUAAUGAAGACCGGUCAGCACGCCGAGACCGACGACGACGCCAGGCAGGCUUGCCUCGAGGCCACAAGUUUGUAUCUUAUGCUUCUGACGAUACCAGGCAGUAAUGCAUUUCAGAUUUAUCAUCCCAAUUUGUAUCAGAAGGCGAUCGAGACGCUGAGGAUGUCGGAAAACUUGUUCACCUCCGUUAUAAGUGGUAGAGAGACGGACGCGAUUAAUUUCGGUAUCGACGAUGAACUGCCGGACCGUUGUAUUCUGUCGCAUUCUGAUAAGUCGAGGCUUGCACGCGGAUUAGAUAGAAUUAUUUCUGAUCUUGUUACCAUGCUGAGAUCGUUUCGCUUUAAGGAACACGCUGAGUCCUUGGACGUUACCGUACGCGCACUAUUGGAUAUUACAAGAUUGGAGAUAUACGUUAAAUAUCACGACGAAUAUAGAAUAGCGUCUUUGUCGCGGAACGCAUAUGCGGCUUUGCAAGAAUUAUGUAGCAGUAGUCACGGGACUAUCGCUCUGACUGUAAUGCUAAUAGCUCAAUACAUGCUACCGGAUCUACUGUUCCAUCACGUGAAUGUGCAACCGAAAGCCAUAGCCAUCGUCCACGAGGCGGCUAUAUACUUCCUGAAAAAUCUAUUGAGGCUCCACGAGCAGGAAACCAUGCAGGGGAUUAUAACUUUGAUACACCAAUUGAUGGUGAAAUGUCCGGAGAGACUGGAGGGUCGUCAAAAGCAAGCGGCUGUUGUAAUAAAGCUGCUGAAUAUAUGCAAUCAGGAUGUUGCCGUAAGCGUUUUCAGGGAUAUAAUAUUAUUUUCACACAGCGGUAAGGUAUCUCAUAGAUUAUUUGCACAGGAGAUUAUAGGAAAGCUCUUAACAGAAUCCUCUCUAUCCAGUGACGACUUGAAGGAGGAUUUUAAGACAAAGAUAAGAAAGAUUUUGGUAGCCGUUGUAGUCUCUCGUUGUACGGAUCGUUCUGCUUUGGUCAGAGGAAAAGCUAUGGCUACGCUCGCAUUGUUCUCGGACUGCAAUGACGACAUCGACCGAGCCAUCCUUAAAAGUAUGUUCGAGAGUUCAACGUCGGACAAACCAUUCUCCAUGCUCGAUGAGUUGAAGGGAGCGCUGUCGAAGGACAUUGAUCCGCUACCAGGAUCGACUGCUUUAAUUGCAAUGCUGUUGGACAGAUUCAAUGACGAGCGCGCGUUGGUGCGAAGAAGCGUCCUGAAGAUUACGAGGAAUUUAUCUAUCAUGUUCCCAUCACUUGUAAGCAAAAUGACGCAAGUUAUAAGUGAACGUUGCAGAGAUCCUGCUCUGGUCGUGCGUCAAUUCGCCGUGCACGUCCUGUCCGAGAUCCUGCAACAGUUCCCGCACGAUUCGAAUCUAAUUGACGAGUGGGUGCAAGCCGUCGUGCCGCAGAUCUAUGACAUCGAGGCUAAGGUGCAGGAAAAGGUGCUGGAAUGCCUAGGGAACGUAUUGAUAAACAGAAUAACAAGCGCCACUACGUACGUCCCGGAUGCUGCGAACAGCCUGCCAUGGAGAGUCUUGAAUAAGCUGAGUAAGCUGAGAAUGAAGAAGCAUCUCUCGAAAGCCUGCAACCUUUGGGUGAAGAAUGGCGCCGUUACAAAGUCUGUGAUAUCGAAUUUGCAGUCGCACGUUGGCACAGAUAACGCCAUAGGCGCGUGGAUACUUCUGGCCGCUCUGGCCGAGAACAUGAAGAUCCCGAAUAUAGACGAAUAUAUCAUGGAUUAUAAGGAGAUCAUCCGGAAGAACGAUUUCCACGCGAGUUUGAUCCUACACGUUUUGAGAUACGCCUGGCCCGUCCUGGCACGCGAUCGCCUCGAGAAUCUCUACCAGCAUCUCUACGAUUGCAUUUACCGCUUCGAAGUGAAUUUUAAGUUGAUCAGCACUUGCCUGGACAUCCUCAGCGAGAUACUGCGAUACUUGCACGCCGAUAAGAGCAACGAUGUGAUCGAAUCGAACAUGACGGAACUGAUGAAGCUAUCGGAGGCGGAGAUCCAGGGCUUAUUGGAAGAGAAUGAGAAUUAUACGCAAGAUACGCAGAAGGUGAGAGCCAUGUUUACCCUAGGUCAUGCGUCGCUUCUAUGCACCGGCAAGGUUUCGCCGUCGACUCUGCAAGUUCUAGGAAGACUGUUGCUACAGUGGGAUUCACUACCGGAAACAGUGAGAAGAAUACAAAGUCUACAGGCGUCUGCAGUGGUUCUUCUCUGUCAACAGGCGUUGAGGGAUCGCGAGGUCGCUAAGGAAGUCACGCCGAUACUCGGUAACCUGAUGCGUCAGGAAACCAGUUCGGACUCGCUAAUGAGGACCGCUGUAAAGAUAAACGCCGCAAAAGCAUUAGCCGAUAUCUGCAUAAGGUUUACCGCUCUUGUAGAGCCAUACUUGCCGGAUCUGUGUAUCAGCAUGAAAGAUCCGAAUCCGGCUGUGAGGGAGGCCAUAGUGGUGAUAUUCAUUCAGUUGCUACUGGAAGAUUUUAUAAAAAUGAAGGGACCAUUUUUCUUUCACGUACUGACGAUGCUGUCGGACGCCAACAGUAUGAUUCGCGAACUGACGAUCUUCCUGGUGGAAGAGAGAUUAUUAAUGAAGAACAAGACUCUAAUUUCCCAACAAUUUCUCGAGAGCAUAUUCCACUACAAUAAUUGUCGUUCCCGGAUCGCGUUUUACGGACACAGAAUGCACGAUCAGGAGAGGAAACUUCUAACGCUCCCCGGAAAAGCGAAUCAAGACAAACGUAAUGUCAUCUACGAAUUCAUGCUGGAACAUCUGGACGUGCCCGCCAAGUCUGAACUGAUUGUGAAACUGACCAAGUAUAUACUUCGUGAGAUAUGCGACGACAGCUCUAUCGACAUCACAACCGAGGAGGGGGCGUGCGUCCUGAGAGACGCGGUGUUCAUAAUUAGCAAUAAUCGUUUACAGCCGUCAUCCUUCGCUGAGAAACACAGGGACGAGACCUCGGAACUCGAUGAAACGAGCUCGAUUCCCUCGAGUAUGCCUAACAAUGCCUCGAACGUCAUUAUAGCAGCAAUGAAGAAACACAACUUAGACAAUCUGUUACCUACGUUAAUUACACUUAAAAAGAAACUGGCUACGUUGAAGUCUCCCUUGGAGGAUAACGUGGAUGGUCUAUUGUUCAAGAUCUAUUCGGAAUAUGAGAAAGAACAGCUGGUCAAUUUGUCAACCGAGUAUCCUGAAUUGGAGAAAGAAAUGGAUCGUUAUCAACGGAAGCUGAAGGAUAAAAUCAGUUUGGAGAACGAUGACGGUAAAAACGAUAGUUUGUCACCCAGCACAAGUCACAAGGAUUCACCAGUGGAUAUAUGUAAGCGAUUGGUACCUCGUGUUCUACUCCAUCGUAUUCCUUCGACAGUAUUGCAUUGCAAUAGGCCGGUAGAUACCAGUAAUUAUUCGCAAAUCACAUCUUACGAUGGAUUAAUUAAAAGCUCAUCGGAGCAUUUGGAAAGAUCGUUGUUGAUACAAACGCCACCUCCAGAGCCAACUUUUUGUACCAGCACGCCUAUAUCGACACCAAAUCUAAAUUCGUAUUCCAGUGAUUGUUCCACUCGAGGCUCACGCGUGAAAAGAUUUUCGCGCGAACGAGAAGUGUCAUCGGAUACUCCUCGACGUAAAAUUUUAAGAGAAAAUUAAUAAUGCUUUCGAUCUCAGUCACAUCGACAUCGUCCAUGAAAAAAAUCUAUGUACAAA